Molecule: messenger RNA, 4763 nt
Organism: Monomorium pharaonis (pharaoh ant)
Lineage: Eukaryota; Metazoa; Arthropoda; Insecta; Hymenoptera; Formicidae
Exons: 3
Coding region: 1151-2656 (501 amino acids)
Source: RefSeq, a predicted model, not a curated record
AUGUAGCGAGCAUUAAUAUAUAUAUUUAUUCAAAUAUUUGUUAACUAAUAUCAAAAUUUUCUAUCCAUAAUUGAUGUUAUCGUUUUUCGAUUAACACCAAAUCUUCGAGGCUUCUCUAGUAGCCACUCCCGUUCCCCGGGAGUGACGAUCUUUGUCGGUCUAAAACCAAAAUGAUUGUCACUGAUCAUUAUUGAUCGGGGUUUACAUACAUUUUUUACCGAUCAGUUCGUAUUCGUACGCGAGCGCGCGAAAGCGACGACAGAGCCACGGAUGAACGUCGUCGACGAGAUUCAGCUGCAAGCUGCAUGCACACGAGAAGCGGCGAGGGUGAGCCGGCGUACGUAUCACGUACGUACAUACACACACACACACACACACACACGCACAAGUGUGCGCGCGCGCGUGCAUGCACGCCGACGUUGGUUGCUCGUAGUACGUGGUCGUCAGGCUAGUUUUGUUCCGUGCACCAUUUCCUUCGGUCGAGUCGUUGUCCAAUCGUUCGUAACCUCCAAGAAAUCCCGUGAAUCGCUUAGAAUCCGCGUCGUGCGAAUUUUUUUUCACAAGCAUCAUCCAUGGAAGCGGCCGGCGGCGGCCACCGAUACUCGUCAUUGCGCCUGCGCACGUGCGCGCAUCCAUCGUGCUAUUCGUGCUCUCUCGUCGACGCUCGGUCGGCGGCGGCGGUUUCAUGGUGUUGCAUACUUGCAUGGCGUCCUGCGUAGUGCGUACGUGCGCUUAAAUUCGACGGAGCCGUUCGACCCCGCUCUCGUGCACGAGAUACCGGCCGCCCGCAUUCGUACGGCGAGGUCCACGUCGCGAGUAGUCGACCGCGACGAGAGUAAGAAAGGGCGACUAUUAAUAUUUGAGGGGAGAGAAAGAGGCGUGAGGCGGCGAGCGACAGACGAGUUAGCGGAAGAGAGCGAAAGAGAGAAAGAAAGAGAGAGAGAGAGAGAGUGUAUGUGUGCGUGUGUGCGUGAGAGUGCGAAGAGGAGCGAUAGCAGCGAGAUAUUAGCUUGCCGUACGCCAAGUGGGAGGUCUCACGCGGGUUUGUUGCGUUUGCACGCAAGUAAGAUCGCAAUAAGACGAAAAAAAAGGGCGUGGAGUUCAACCGGCCGCGCAACUAAUAGGCACGCCGCUAAUCGCUGUCGUGGCCAUGGGUAAGACGCCAAAGAGGGCGGCCCCUGGGGGCGAUGAGAGGAAUUUGUACGUUCGGAGGCUCAAGGCAACGACCGCGCCGUCGAAAGCUUCUGAAUCUAGCUUGCCCGAGAGACAGCGCGAGUCCGAGAUUACGAACAGGCCAAAACUGAGUGGAAUACAGAAAAAAAUACCACCUGGAGCAGGAAAGAAUUUUAAGAGCAAACUUCGCCCUCCAACAAAAGUUGAUCAUCAUCAAACGACAAAGUCAUUGAAAGUACUAAUGAAAAAUCCAGAUACAAAAAGUGCAAACAUGCAACCGGGAUCGGAAGAAGCCAAAGUCAAAUUAAAUGUAUCAAUUCAAAAAGAAAAUGUUGCAGAAGAAAACAGUAAUAAAACUGUUGAAGCUGAAAAAUCCUCCGUGUCCUGUGUAUAUUCUAAGGAAUAUGUUGAUUGCACUUCCGAACAGACGUCAAGCGGACUUCAAACUGCUACGAAAACUGUCCAGGAAGUAGUUUCUGUAGAGAGUAACACCGUUAUCCAAGAAAAAGAAGGAGUUUUAUUAGGAAAUGUUAAUGCCGAAACCAAAGAGGUGGAAGUGGAAGAGCAAGAUACCAAUGAUAUUAAAUUAACAUAUGAAAUUGAACAAAAUUCUAUGAACAAUGGAGAAGAAAAGUUGAAUGAUACGCAACCAAAGGACGAUAGUAAGGGAGAAGAAUUACCUUCGGUGCAAGAGGAGAUGAAGAAUGGUAUAGGUGAAAAAGAAGAGCAAAGCGAAACACAAACUGAUAACGAAAGCUAUUCGGUCGACAUUGUUGAAUCCACAACAUCGGAAGUAUCUGAAAUAUCAGAAUCCGUUUCUCAUAACGAUACACAGAAGGAUAAAGAAAGAAUUGAUGACGCUGCAAAUGAUCCAUCAUUCGUUUCUUACGAUUCGUCAAUAAUGUUGAAAGAUGUACAAAUCAGACUGAACGAUUGUCUGAGAGAUAAUUCGAAGCUCUAUGAUGUAAGCAAUGCGGAAGACGCGCCAAAUCAGGUAUUAAAAGAUAUGUCAUUUGGAAAGACGCUGAGAAACAUCUCCGGAAGACAUUCUCUUGGUAGAAUGCGUCACGUUACUUUACGCGAGAAAAGGAUAUCGCCAAAUAGUUCUCUAUUCGUAAAUACAUCGACUAUGUCUAUGCCACAGGACGAAGGAACAGAAUCUAAACUCUUGCAUUAUGGUAGCGGUUUACUGUUGGACAGUUUCUCUACGAACGGUAGCCCAUUGGACAGGAAACGUAAAAUUGAAACAGAAAAUUGGAGCUCGACGAAAAAGCAGAAACAGGAUGAAGAGAGCAGUAGUAUACUAAAUACAUCCAUAAAUCUAUUGAAAGGUUUGCGUAUACCUAGUAUGCAGGUAUCCACACCGAAAGCCAUAUCUCAUAAGUUCGAAUCUACCAAGUUAGAUAGCGGGAUAAAAAAUGAUGACAAUAAAAUGACAGCUGAACCAACUGAGAGUACAAAGAAAUGGUGUAUCAUCAUGUAAACUGUCAUGACAGGCAAUGUGUCACUAUACAGAAAAAAAAUAAAUUUUUAUAUUUUCAAGAAAAAUAACAAGAAUUGUACAAUUAGAAGCAUUUGUUUGAUCUUUUUGCUAGUAGACAGUUUCUUUUCUAAUUAACUAAUUAAAAAUAAUUGCGUUUUUAUUUUAAUGUUCCUAAAAUUUUCUCGAGCAGGUAUAUUUGUUCUAAAAUUUUCAGAAACAUUUUUUGACAUUAAAAUAUAAUGUAUAUUUACUUUACAAUAAUUAAAUAUUAGAGGAAUUUAAUGGUAUUCCCACUUUGUAGACUACUUAAGAAAAAACUUGUGUAAUUUUUCGAUGUCAAUUUUUGGAUACAGUUAUCUAGAAAAGAACGAGUGUAACUAUGAAAAAUAUAAUUUUAUUAACUUUUGACACAACUUACAGAUAAAGACUUGAUUCUAUAGAAUGUACCAACAUUGAAUAUAUGGUAUGAUAUCAAGCCAACAUGUACAGAAUGUAAUGUGUAUUUAAGUGUAUUCAGUACAUGUUUUAUUUUACAACCUAUGACUUAUGAUUUAUAAUUACCUUUAAUGGAUUCUUUAAAUGGAUUCUUUAAAUGGAUCAUGGAUGAUAAAUGUAUAAAAUAUAGAUUUUACUUCGAAUAUUAUAUAAAUAAAAAUUGUUCUGUAACGUUAUAUUAUUCUAACAGAAUGUUUUAUUGGAAAUAAUUUCUUGAGUAUUGAUUCAUGGAUUGUUUUACUUAUUGCUAUUAUUAGAAAAUUUAUAUUUUACACAUGACACUUAUUCAUACAAUGUAAUAUCCAUAUUAUGUAAUAUUAAAAAGACAUUUCCCUCCGUUUAGUUUUUAAUGAAAUAAAAUAUUUAUAUUUUUAAUUUAUAAUUCAUUGAAUUCAUACAAAAAAGAAAUAAAAAAAAAAUAUAUUGUAUUUUGCACAAUGAGUAUCACGAACAAAUUUUUAAAGAUUAAUUGGAAAAUUGAUUAUAUAUUUUUUCCUAGUUGUAGCAAUUCGUUAUUACCAGAUAAGUUGCAGUGUUACUAUUGCAUUUAUAAUAUCAACAGCUUUUUACGACUUACUCCGCCGUAAUAUGAAAUAUUGUUGACUACUCUAUAAAUAAUCUAUAACUUAUAUCAUACAAAGAUUUAAUAAUUAUAUGUAUAAUAUUAGGAGUAUAAUUUUUUAAUUGAUAUAGAUUUAAUCUAUACAUUUUUAAACAGGAGACAUUAAUUAUUUGUGCAAAUUAUUCGAUAUAAGAAUACUCAUUUUUAUUGACAAAUAUUAACAUUUGUUGUAACUGUAAAAAUUGAAGGUGUAAGAUACGAAACUGUAUGCUAUUAUGCAGUGUAUCUCUUAAAAGCAAAGUAAGAAAUAAUAGAAAAUCUGUAUCUUUGGAAAAAUCUCAUUUUAUAUGCGAUUUUGUUAAAUUUUUCUUAUAUUUGAGACUUUUCUCUCGUCAUAGGUUUAAAUAUAUUCUUAUGUCAUUCAUCGAAGAUGAUAUUACGUUGCCUUUAAAUUAAAUCUUUGUUGAGAUAUAUACAUAGCAUAUAUCAGGCUAGAAAUAUUAAACUUCAACCUUCCAUUAUAUCUUAUAAUAAAUGAGGAUUAGAUAAAAUAAUUCGACCAAAGUGAUUUUCGAGUGUUGAUCGAUUUAUUCGUUUAGAUCUGUCGAGAAUAGGUAUUAGAUGCUAAAAUUGUAUACUAUGAAGAGAAAAGUAAUUAAAUGUUGUAAUACUGGCUGAUUUCCUUGUCAAUGCGAAACUGUAAUCAUACACUGAAAAAAAAAUGCAAUAUAUUCAAUAAGAUAUGUUAUUGCGGGCUGCCAAUUAAAAAUAUACUCAAUACAAUAAUAUAUGCUAUUGCAGUAUCAACAUUGUACUUGCAUUAAUAGCAAAUAUUAUUGUAUUGAGUAUUUUAUGUAGUUAGCAGCCCACAAUCACAUAUGUUAUUGGCUGUAUUACAUUUUUUUUCUGUGUAUAGAUUAAUAAUUAUUCAGAACUAAACGAAUAAUCGUUAGGACAUACUUUUAUACUUAUUCGAUUAGUAGAAACGUUAGACGCCUAAAGUGUACAUAGAAACUCAUGAGAUUUAUAAAUAAACAUUUGAAACUGCAA